This is a messenger RNA of Rotaria sordida, 1653 nucleotides long. The record is from the annotation of a GenBank genome assembly. NCBI's taxonomy places the organism in Eukaryota, Metazoa, Rotifera, Eurotatoria, Philodinida, Philodinidae.
AUGAAAGUCAAUGGUGUAAUAUUUCUUUGUCUGUUAGCAUUCGUUCCUCAAUCGUUUGGUUUCAAUGCAUUGAUAAUUACUAAUGGUGUAGCUGGUCAUGUUAUUCCCAUGUUUGAAUUGGCAAAAGGAAUGCACGAUCAUAAUAUUACAUUUCUUACCGAUCGAUUGGCUGAAACUUAUAUUGAUUUUAAAACAUAUCCCAAUCUAUCUUCAUUUCGUCUGAUUUAUACAAAUGAUUCAAUUGAGGCAUUAGUUGAUCAAAAGAAAAUGGCAAGAGAAAUGUCUGAAUAUUUUUUUAAUCAUUCUCUCUUGGAUAGUCUAAUUCAUUUUAUGCCAAGAAUGAUUCAAAGUAUGAAUUUACUAUUGAACAAGAUUGUACAUACGUUAAUGAUGGAACGAUUUGAUGUGAUCAUUGCAAAUCGAUUCAUUUUUGGUAUAAAUGCAUUAUGUAAGGAAGCAAAUAUCAGUUGUGUAACACUUACUCCAACAGUAAUGUCGAGUAUGACUAAUAUCAAUCAGCCUAACAGUCACUCAUAUCUAACAUCAAAGCAAAUGUCAGAAUUAAAAUAUCGUAUCUAUAAUGUUGCUUUUGCUGUGCGUUUGUUAUUAUCUGUUGGAAAAAAAAUAAUUCCAGUCAUUAACCUAUUGUCAAAAUCAUUUCCGCAAGUACCUGGACCAUUUUUCAACACUUUUACAUUCAAAAAUAUUUUUUUGACAAAAUCAAAAUGUCUGAAUAUAAUCAAUGUUCCACCAACACUCUAUCCACCCUCCGAUUCGUCUCCGUAUACAAGAUAUAUGGGCGCAUUUGUAGAUGAAUCAUCUAUUAGUGACAUUGAUAAUGAACUUACAAGAUGGAUUAAAUCAAAGUCGAAUAAUUCUAUUAUUUAUGUAGCUUUUGGUAGUAGUGCUUUAAUAAGAUUUGAUCGAAUGAAAAGUUUGAUCUAUGGUCUAGGUGAAUUUCUAUUUCAAACAACUACUGCUUCUGUUUUAUUAGCAUUUCGUAAUUUUAAUUAUGAUUCUUAUCGUACAAUACUUGAUGAAAUGGUAAAUGUUGAAUAUAAACGUAUUUUCUUAGAUGAACAACGGGUUAAAGUUGAAAAUCAAUUUCUUGAUCAAAAAUGGAUAUUACGACAACAUAGAGUUAGUCUAUUCAUUAGUCAUUGUGGUAUGGGCUCAGUUACAGAAGGAUUGUACUUUCAAAAACUAAUAUUAUGUUUACCUUUAUGCAACGAUCAAUUUCCAAAUGCCUUCAUGAUCGAUCAAUUGGGAGUUGGACAAUCAUUGUUUGUUCCACCAUCUCCAUGGAAAUUAUUACUAAGACCGAAUAGUUUUCAUUAUUAUACUUUUACAGCGAGUAGUGUCACAAUCAAAUUAUUAACAAUGUGGAGAAAUAGUACUUAUGAGAAAGCCGCUCGGAUCAUGUCACUUGAAAUAAAACAUGCAGGUGGUGUAAAACGAGCGGUGGAAGAAAUUGAAUUUUUCGUUAGGUCCAAUGGUGAUUUAGAUCGAUAUGUACCAUUUCCGAGUACAUUACCGUUCUAUCAACGAUUUCUGUUGGAUAUAAUCUUUAUUUAUAUGAUUUUACCUAUGACAAUCAUGUUUUGCGUAUUUAUGAAAUGUUGCAAACGACCUCGAAAAGAAAAAAAGGAUUGA